UUUUAUAAUCAUUUUAUUUCUAUUAAACUUUUAAAAUUUUAAAAACAAGUGAUUGGCGUUUUUUCACAAAGCUAAGUAUUUGCCAGCAGAAACUUUUAUUUCUUCUUUAUCAGUCAGGAACUGUUAUUCUGCCUGUGGACUUCUGUUCAGCUAAGUUUGUAGCUUCCUUUUUAAAAAAAUUCACGUGACACUUCAGAGUCAGACUCUUCGCAGGCCAGAAACAGUGGGCUAACCAAAGAAGGGCUAAUUUUUAAAUCCUGAACAAAUCUGCAGUCAGAGACCGACUGGCUCCUUGACCUUCAAAAAUCGAGUCGCGUCUUGCUUGUUUUCAGCUGCCCCUCGUUUGCACAAACGCCUUUUCUAUUCCCGGCGCGCUCACAAGUCCCUGCGGUUGAGAGGCCAGGAUCCCGGGCACACAGCAGGACAGGGCACCGCUCCCUGUCGAUCCUGCCCUGGAACCUCGCCCGCUUCCUCACCAGCGACGUCACCACCAGGCGCACUCCCGCUCUCGGGUCACUCCCCCGCCAAGGGCCUGCCAAAACCCGGCAUCCCGAACCGCGAUUGGCGGAUCCGCCCCCGCCUGCCCCGGCAGGACCGAGCCUGGCCGAGCUCCCGGGGCUGCCAUGGGCGAGCAGGCGGCUCAGCCGCGGCGGCCGGGGGUCGGCGUGGGGGUGGUGGUCACCAGCGCCGCGCACCCCGGCUGCGUCCUCCUGGGCAAGCGGAAAGGCGCGCUGGGCGCCGGCACCUACCAGCUCCCCGGAGGCCACCUGGAGUUCGGGGAGAGCCUGGCGGAGUGCGCGGCGCGGGAGACGCUGGAGGAGGCGGCGCUGCCGCUGCGCCACGUGCGGUUCGCGUCGGCCGUGAAUGCGGCGUGCCCGGCCCAGCGCUACCACUAUGUCACCGUGCUCAUGAAGGGCGAGGCCGAGCCGGGCGCCGAGCCGCGCAACCAGGAGCCCGACAAGAACGAGGGCUGGGAAUGGGUCAGAUGGGAUGAAUUUCCUCCAGCAGAUCAACUGUUCUGGGCCUUACGCUGUUUAAGAGAGCAAGGCUACAAUCCUUUUACAGAAGAGCUCGAUCAUCUAAAGGGGUACACGGGAAGUCACCAAUUAGAGUAAAAACAAAUUGUAUGUUAUGUAACAAACUAAAGGACAGACCUGCUUUUUUGGUGUAAAAGAAAAAAAGAUACGAAGUGCUCACCCUGCCCAUGUGAAAAUAUUAUCUUUUCCCAAAGAAGAACAUGCCAGCUGUUUCAGUGCUUUUCCUGUAUUUCACAUGACAGUUGUCUCUCACUCCAGACCCAUUUCUAGGUUCAGUAGUUAAUAAUUAACUUUUUCUUUUUCAGAAAACUCAGUGUUUUAUCUAGUUAGUCUUUACAUUGAUGACCAGCCAUUUGGAAAUCAGCACUAGCCCAGGAAGCUUACUCACUUAAAAGCAGUUGCAGCAAAACUUACUCAUUCAAACCUGCUUUCCUGUAAUUAUUAGAUCAAUUUUAAAACUUGAUCUGGUCUCUUAGCUUCACUUAGGAAGCUACUGUCACGAGCAAAAGUUACAUUUAAUAGACAAUGCCUUUUUUCCCUGCAGUCAGCAGUAUACACUUGAAAAUCAAGAGUAUUAUAAAUGUGAAAAGAUUGUCAUGGCUUAUUGCAGGGAAUGAAAAUUCCCUGACCCUUCUUGCCAGUUGUUUUCAUAACAGAGUUCUGUUUAGAGCCUCAUUUACACUGAAUUUAUCUGCAGAAAUGUCUCAGAUCUCUGCAAUUUAUCAGAGUUUGUUACUGAAUUCUUGGAAUGGAGAGGUGCCUGCUCUACUAGGCUGACACAAAUCUCAUUUAUAAGUGUAGCUCCAUGGCAAAAAUCAUACUUAGUGGCUAAAAAGAGUUGUGAGUGUUUAACUGCACACAUGGGUGUAGUUCUGUAUGGCUGACUAUUGAGAUUUGGUAAAAUUGUGCAUUUUCAGUUUGACUGAUUAAAUGACACUGUUGUUAGUGAAUGAAAUUACAGUACCCAACAGCACAUACAAAACCAAGAAGUUAAUAUUUUUAAUUUUUCUAGAAUCUGUAACUAAUUUUGAUUCUUUUCCAGCUGUUGUCACUAAGACAUCAGUGAUUAAUUUUAAGAUAUAACUUUCAAAUCACUGGUUGGCUCAUUUUUUUUCUUGUCAGGCUUCUUUUAUAGCAUACCUCUUGUCUAUUCCCUUUAGAUAUAUUCAUUGUACAAAAAUGUUGUAAGGUUUCUUUAAUUUCUUUUGAAUAAAGUACAGGCACAAUACUGAGAAA
Molecule: messenger RNA, 2273 nt
Organism: Zonotrichia albicollis (white-throated sparrow)
Lineage: Eukaryota; Metazoa; Chordata; Aves; Passeriformes; Passerellidae
Gene: NUDT15
Product: nudix hydrolase 15
Biological process (GO): dGTP catabolic process
Cellular component (GO): cytosol
Molecular function (GO): 8-oxo-7,8-dihydrodeoxyguanosine triphosphate pyrophosphatase activity
Source: RefSeq, a predicted model, not a curated record